GAGAGAAGACAUUGCUGGAAGUGGCAGCAGAGGAGAGAAACCCACAUAGAUCACAUGACCACACCAAUGAGGACGGAGGAGGACCGGAGUCACAUGACUGAGAAGAUACUAAACCUCACCCUGGAGAUCAUCUACCUGCUGACCGGAGAGAGUUUUCCUCCUGUGAAGUCUGGAGAUCAUAUCACUGUCACAGUGUCUUCACCUCACACCUUGUUACUCAAGAAAAACAGUGAACAGAAGAUUGUAGACAUCACCAAGAAGAUGAUGGAGCUGCUGACAGGAGAGAGUGGAAACCAGAAUGAUUGUAAAAUUGAUGUUAAAGAAGAUAUAAAAGAUGAGGAAGAAGUGAUGGAGGAGUCAGAGUUUCCAAAAGGACACAAAGAUCUGUACCAGGACAUCAUGGUAGACUCGUCCAGCUACAGAAACACACCAGAGAGAUGUCCCCGUCCUCUGUAUUCCCGGGAUUCCACACAGGAAGGUCACACCAUCCCUCACCAUCAUCAGGGUGAAGAUCUGAUGAAUAUGAAAGUUGAGGGUGAAGUAGAAGAGACGUAUGUGAGGGAUGAUCAGCAAUACAUGGAGGAUUCUGGAAUGACAAGGACAUUCAAAGAGGAGGACACUCCUACAGAGAUCAGCACAGGACGCGAUAUCGAGGAACCCUCAAAUGAUCAUCUCACUUUAGGUUGUAAAAUGGAAGAUGAGGACAUCACAAGAGAUUGUGUAGGAGAAAAGACAAUGAGCUCAGCUAUGGAUGGUGGAUUUCACAGUGUGGAUAGACUAUCAAAUCCCUCUGACUCUGAGCAACCUCUUACUAUGUGGGAAGUUGCCGGAAUUCAGGGGGAGGAGCCAUUUUUCUGUCCUGAAUGUGGCGAGUGUUUUAGCUGUGAAUUAAAUCUUACUAUACAUCAGAGAUCUCACAGAGGUGAGAAGCCUCAAUCCUGUUCCAAAUGUGGAAAAUGUUUUCUUCAUGAAUCAGAACUUGUUAUACAUUACAGAUCUCAUACAGGAAAAAAGCUAAAUUCCUGUCCUGAGUGUGGAAAAUGUUUUUCACAACUGUCCCAUCUUUACGUGUCUAAAGAUGUGUAUCAGAGGUCUCACAAGAGGAAAGGGCGGCAUGCCUGUACUGAGUGUGGGAAAUGUUUUAAACGGAAGUCAGGACUAUUUCUACAUGAGAUAUCUCACACAGGUGAAAAGCCUUAUUCCUGCCCUGAGUGUGGGAAAUGUUUUUCAAAAAGGUUCAAACUUGACCGACAUCAGAGGGUUCACACGGGGGAAAAGCCUUAUUUCUGUCCUAAGUGUGGUGUUGUGCUUUUUUAAGGUCAGUUUUGCCCGCACAAUAUUUAUUUUGAAUUCUUUUUAAUGAAGAUAUUUUUGAAUA
Molecule: messenger RNA, 1378 nt
Organism: Rana temporaria (common frog)
Lineage: Eukaryota; Metazoa; Chordata; Amphibia; Anura; Ranidae
Product: oocyte zinc finger protein XlCOF7.1-like
Exons: 6
Coding region: 55-1317 (420 amino acids)
Biological process (GO): regulation of transcription by RNA polymerase II
Molecular function (GO): DNA-binding transcription factor activity; RNA polymerase II cis-regulatory region sequence-specific DNA binding
Source: RefSeq, a predicted model, not a curated record